AUCUCCACAUUUCCGGUCGGAGAUAUUAUGUGCUAGCCUGUACUUUCAUGCAUCCCUACCUUUUAUUUAUCUAUUUAUCUACUUUUUUUCCCCACCUACCUUCCAUUCACAGCAUGCGCCAGACCAGCAGCCAAUCAGGAACAGGGAAGUCAGUGCGGGGUUGAGCCAAUGAGCGGCCUCCUGGGUGAGUCGUGUUUGUUUACGUCGGAUCAGCUGACGGGCCCAGGCAAGGCCCAGGCAAGGCCCAGCUGACCCGUGGCUCGUCACUCGCACCUCACCACCUCCACCAAUCAGGUGCACCGGUGGACACCAGUGCUGGCAACACCCACCCUGGAUCACCUCCCUGUCACGGGGAAGCCACGCCGCCACCUCACGCUGCGCAACCCAAACACAGAGAUGGUGCGUGUGAGGAGGUCGGCCUCGGAAAAUGAGUGCCCUAUUUGUAUGGACCCGGCCAGGUUUGCCUUGGAGACCAACUGUGGCCAUGUCUACUGUGCGAGAUGUAUCAUUCAAAACUGGCAGACCAACUUCACCACAACCCCCAUGCUGUGUCCCUACUGCCGCCAGGAGAUCAUCCUGCUGCUGCCGUGCUUCUCCGAGGGGGAGGUGAUGGCAGCUGAUGUGCCCACAGUGAUGGAGCGGGAGAGGGUGGUGGCCCAGGUGCAGGAAUAUAACAGGAUGUACUCGCAGCAUCCCAGAUCGUGGUACGGCCAGCUGCAGGACCUGCCCACCAUCCUCCGCCACAUUUGGGCCGAGCUCUUCACCUGGCGUGGGAUACUGAUGGCGUUCAAGCUGCGGGUGAUCCUGUCAGUGGUGAUGGCUGUCCUGUAUGUGGUGAGCCCCAUCGACAUCAUUCCUGAGGCCUUCCUGGGGCUGCUGGGUCUGGCCGACGAUGUGGUGGUCAUCAUCAUCAUCCUCAUUCAAGUCAGCAUUGUCUACCGCACGGUGGUGGCCAACAGGGACUGGUAGCGAGGAUGUGGUGGUGGUAGUGGGCUGUGUUCUCCUUCCUCUGUGUGUGUGAGUGUGUGUGUGUGUGUGUGUGUGUGUGUGUGUGUGUGUGUGUGUGUGUGUGCAGAGUAAGGAAGGUAGUGAAAAUAUGCUUUUCUCCUUUCUUCCCAUUAUCUAGAUAGAGGAAAUAAUGUAGUGGAGAUGAUGGCAAGAAGCAAAAGCCUCACUCUUCUCAGCAUCUGCCUCUCGUGUGUGGCUGUCAGCGAGGAUUGCUUUACAAUGGAAGUGUUUUAGAUCACACUGGUUUGCUUUCUAUUAACAUUCAUAGGCCCAGAGUAUAGGGAGAGAGUAGACAGUGCCAUGCUCACCUUAACACAAUGCCUGUGGCCCUGUGAGGACUAGAGGCAACAGGAAAGAAGUAUAUCUGUAUCUUCCAGUAUUCUCCUUUAAUCCUCAAAAAUUGGAAGCAAGGGAACAGUCAAGUAGAAUGAUUAGUUGACAUUUGAAAUUCCCUUCUAUAAGGAACACAACACUCAAAAUACUCUCUUCAGAUUUUCAGUAAUCACUAAAAUAUAAGGAAGUUUAAAAUAUAUGGGUGUUCUUUCUUCUUCAGUUUGUUAAAGAUGAUGCUCAGGACCUGCAAUCUAUGUCAUUACUUAUUGUUAUUAUUAUUAUUAUUAUUGUUAUUAUUAUUAUUAUUAUUGUUGUUUAUUUUAUUUUUUUAUAUCUUGUAGUUGCAGAGGACCUCAUUAGUUUGAAAUCUCUGUACAGUACAUGCUCAGCUUAUUGUUUUGGUCUGCAUAACCCUUUGGGGGAUUGUAGAGGAAUUAGAUCUGACAUGAUUCACAUUAUUGGCUUUGGCAGUUAUGUAGGGAGUGGAAAACUGAAGGGAAGAACAUUCAUAACAUUUUUUUUUCUUUUUUUAUGUGUGGUAAAAAUGUUCCUGACAGCGUGAUGUGAGGCUUGCUGUACAUGAGUGUUGGUGAGCGUUGUGUGAUCGGCAUGAACUCAGUAGUGCAGUAGAAGACAGCAGCAGGUGAAGGCUUGCUGUGCCGAGUGGCCAGUGCUUCACCGUGAGAAGUGAGUCUGGGAGGAUUAGUAUUUUGUGCAGUGAUUUCAUUGAUAUUACUGUAAUCUGUUGGGAUACCUUCUAGAAGUAUUGGUGUGUGGUGUAGAUGUAAGUGUGUGUACCUAGGAAUGAAGCACUACAGUAUACAACUCAGAAAGUUUUCCAAAUCACUCAUGAUAUAUAUUUGUGAAGAUUUAAGUUAAUUUGGAGCUCCUUUUUGGUUCUGAAACCAAAGGAUGAUAAUGGCAAUCAUGUAAACAUUUAUUUUAUGAGAAAAGCCAUCAUUAAUAAUUCAGUUUGGUGAAAUUUGUACUGUACAUAGUUAUAAUUUUAAUGUUUUAUUCAAUUUCCUAUGGAAAAGGAAGAAAAAUCCAAAGCAAAACAAAAAUAUAUUGUGUACAUAGUCAUAUACAGUACUAGUAUUGUACAGUGUGGGAGUAUGUGCUGCAGUUCAGGCUACAGAAGAAGCAAAAAAGAUUCAGCAGCUUGAGCCUGCAGCUGAUCUGAAUAUGACUAAGCCUGUAUUGGAGCACAGUGAAUUUUGUAUGUGGGUAGAGAGAAUCUCUCUUGAAUGGUGGCCACGCAUGGCACCCCAGACAUGAAUAUGACACGAGUGGCCACAGCCAGUGAUCAGUCUUGGCACAGCUGUCCUGCAUGUCUAGUGUGUCCUGACAAGCCAAGGAAAAACAUCUGCAGAAUUGAGCACCCAGUGAAUUUCCUCCAGUGCCUCCAGAGUGGCAGGCACAGGCAUGGCAAGGCAACACCUUGCCUUGUCCACAUCACCACUUCCUUUUUAUUUUAAAUUAAAUGCUGCAGCACUGACAUAGUCUCAUGCCUUUCACAUUAAUGAAAUUUUAGUUUCUUUAGGUAACAAACAAAACGUUUAGAGCCGUAACAUUUCAAAACCUCUUCAUCUCAGCCUUGCAGUGCCUCGCCUUUGGCCGCACUGCCGCUGUGAUGCCUUGCUGGUGUGAGUGUUGCCCUGAGGAGAAGAGGGUGAAGGGUACACUCUGUAUAAAUUUUGUAUGUAACAUGUUUUCUACUUGAUAAUCCAGGGCUCAGAACUGAAGAGGCACUGUGUCUGUGUGUGCAUGUGUUUUUAGCUUUUAGCAGGUGUUUCAAAGAUAUCAUACUUUUUAGCAGAAGAGUCAUAUCCAUCAGAGAUAUAUUUUUAGAGUAUCAUCAUGGCUUAUAUUCUGCUCUUGUACAUUUGAUUCAGUAGACUCAUAUGUGCUGGUACAUGCGUAGCAGACUUUUAGAAAAUACGAUACUUUUUUCACUAGUAAUAUUCACACAUUAUUUUUACACUCAACAAACUGCCGAGCACAAGAUUGCGACCGAGGCUCAAGAGAUGGAGUGCCUCGCUGUGCUGGAGGUGAAGGUGUCCAGAGAGACGUCCAGCAGGAAGGUGACGAGUCAGUGGCACGGCUGAAAUAGAUUCUCAAAAGGAAACUGUUGAUGUAGGGUCUUGUGUAUAUGAAUUACAAAGUAGGGUGCUGUACAGAGGGACUGUCCUGUCUCAUGUUGAACUGCUGGAGUGAAUGCUUCAUGUGUGUUCAUUGUCAUCACCACAGCAGCCCACAUGCAGGAGCUGUGGUGUCUGUUGGUGUGACAAUUUGUAUCUGAUUUUAAUGUUACACUUAUCUCAAAAUGUCAGGAAAUGUGACUCAAGUUUUGGUAUGAUAAGAUAAUGGUGUUUUGACUGAAUGUUUACCUUUGUGUGUGUUGUGGUGUGGUGUGGUGUGGUGCAGUAGUUGGCCUGGAGGGAGGGGCCACAUGUCCUCACCUGACUGUUCUUAAUGCAUUCAAACAAAACUGAGUCAAUUCUUCAUUCUCUUCCAGCUGUUAACACACAUCAUAUUUUCUCUGAAGCUGAACAAUUUUGUCACAUACGACUUUUAAUAUUCCACUGUUUAACACAAUGUUGCCCUGUCUGUAUGAAUUAAUAGUCUUACUUUCGAAAGACUUUUCUUGUGUAAUUUUUGCUGUGCCUUCUUGAUGAUGUCAGUCUGUGGAGAACCACCGGUAGACUGAGAGGUGUAUGUGUGUGCAUGUGUGAAAGAGAGAGAGAGAGAUCAGAGAGAAAAAGAGAGAUAGGUGAGACUGCACAAAAUAAUGAAACAAGCACACUAGUCAGAAUGUGGGAGCUUUCCUUAGGCCGUUAGGUUCACAGGGGACACAAACAGAGCCACACCUGAUGAGACCCUUCCUUUCCUGCCUGUACCUUCCCGCCCCUACCUCCCUCAGUGCCUCUAGUUGUUGUUGUCUUGGCGAGGAGUGACCAAGGACAUUCUGAACCAUAUUCUGACACACUCCACACCUCCACUACUUUCAAAAGGUUCUAGUUGAUGCUUUGCAGGUUUUUAAGAGCGUUUUUGUGGUUCUAGUGACAGAUUAACAAGAUUUCUACAUUAUUAACAGUAGAAACACUCUUGAGAACCUGGCUUAUCAUCUCUGUGGCCUAUGAAAAUAUUUGUGGUGAGAGAGAGAUGAGUGUUUCUGAAUACAGGUCUCUGUCUCUAUCGGUCCUGCCAGUGUGUGUGUGUUCUUCCCAUUAAAGCCACUCAUUUACUGUUGUUUAGCUUGACUUGGGAUUUUAAUGUAUUUUUAGCUUUGUGUUUUGGCUUUCAAGUGAGUUUGGUUUGUAUCCUUGUGGCUUUUGUACUGCCAUGAGUGAAGUGCACAUUGACUUCAUCUGUGAAUAACCUGCUUUAAUUUGCUGUAAAGUUGUGAGUUACUUAAUGAUGUUUAGUACUUCCUCAUGACCUUUUAAUUACAAUGUGUUUAUUUAAUACUGUUGUUAACCUAUUGACUAUUUUGUAACCUGUUUUAUAAGGCAAUACUAAGCCAUACUGAGACUUAAGCAUAGAUAUACAAAUAGACUGCAGGAAACUAGACCAGAUGCACAAAUUUAUGAAGUAUUUUGGUCCAGUUAUACUGUGGAAGAUGAGAUUAAAGCUAACUGUUUGAAUAAGACACAGCGGCCGUCAAGGUGUGUACUGCUGGCAAAACUCUUAACUUGGUAUAAGCUUGAGUGACGAAAAUGUAAAAUUGUGUGUGUGUGUGUGUCAGUUUUUUUUUUAUUUUUUAUUUAUUUAUUUUAUUUUUUAUUUAUUUAUUUUUUUACCUGAAGAUUAAAACUUUUCUAUGGUGACAAAAUAGUGCAUCAAUUUUCCGUUCCUUUUUCCGUGCAUUUCUUAUACCAGGUUAGCAUUUCCCCAACAGGAAUCAGUAAUGACGAGCCAUCCUCUAAAACCCUCGGCCGCAGAGCAUCAUGUAUUAUUGUAUUGGAGAUAAUCAGUGUGUCAUAUUGUGCCUUUAUGUUGAGGGCUGCAGCCAGUCAGUCAGUCAGUCAGUCCCCCCACUUGUUACCCGAAGGUGGGGCUGAGUGCUGAGUGUUAGCCUCCUCUCAGCCGCCACCAGCAAUGCUACUGCUGCUCCUCGGCCCCCUCAAUUUUGUCAAGGAUAGUGAUGAAUAAAGCAUCCUUUUGUAA
Molecule: messenger RNA, 5511 nt
Organism: Scylla paramamosain (green mud crab)
Lineage: Eukaryota; Metazoa; Arthropoda; Malacostraca; Decapoda; Portunidae
Product: E3 ubiquitin-protein ligase RNF170-like
Exons: 6
Coding region: 397-969 (190 amino acids)
Molecular function (GO): ubiquitin protein ligase activity
Source: RefSeq, a predicted model, not a curated record